Clonostachys byssicola is the source of this 1635-nucleotide messenger RNA. Lineage: Eukaryota; Fungi; Ascomycota; Sordariomycetes; Hypocreales; Bionectriaceae. The record is from the annotation of a GenBank genome assembly.
AUGGAUGCUGGUGAAACCUCGUCCGGGUCCAAUGACCGUCUCUCUUCUCUGGUCACUGAAUUGCGGGAGAAGAUCAUUGUCGAAUUGGACCCCGUCAGCGUUAUUGCUAUUUCACAAACCAACAAAGCUCUCCGAAAUACAGUCGAUCCCGGAGAGCAAGACACCGACAACUGUAUUUUGGCUUUGGAGCUCACACCAGAGUACGGAGGUCCUGAUGUCCCAUUAGACUGGCUCAGAGGGGGGUUCUAUACCGGAGACUAUAAUAAACGAUUUUCGGAGGCUGGCAUUGAAUCUCACCGUUGGGCAUGCACGAGAUGUCACCGCUUGCGUAGCCAUGUCUGGUUUGACAACCAAUCGGUGAUAGGCCUGGGUUAUCAGAAGCCGGACAUCGGUACUCCUGCUGCAGCGCCCAACCCGUGGGUGCCAGCGUCAAUGAGGAAAGACGCCGCAGUGGAUGCAUCCUGUACAGACCCAGCGACACAGGCAAGACACCAACUCUUCUUGCACAUCUUGGGUCUUGAUGUGCGCAAUAUCAUUUCAGGGUGCCCCGAUCAGCGCAGGUUCGGGCUGGCACAAGCUGGAGCCCUCGGCAUCCCAGAUGUGGCUGCUUUGGCCCAGCAGCCUCUGCAACGCGGCACACAGAAGCGAAUUAUCGAACAGAUCAAUGAUGAAUACAAGGCGCUAGACGCCGACCUGCGCGGCGAUAAGAGGAGGUUCCGCACCUGCAUCGAAUGCCAGGUCCGACUGGUCCAUGAUGCCGGCAGGGCAUGCGGCCGCAGCAUCGAUCCAUACCCUCCCAUUGUUAGGAGCAGGCCAAUGAACUUCAAAUCGGUUCUGCACCGUUUCUUCCCAGAAGUUGCGGCCUGGCCCUCGCAGGCGCCGACGCCGUGGCCUGAGUACACGGGAAUGGGAAUUAACGGUAUGACUAUGCGCCCCCUCCUCGACAUGCGAGACGGGGAUAAGCAGUUCAGAAUGCACCUCAUACGAUGCCCCGAGUGCCACACAUGGCAGGAGCAGCGGGCGUUUCGCUUGAUUGAGCCAGACAUGUUGCACGAUCCCCCGACCCAAGAGUACGAAACCGCCAUCCAAAAGAAAGCUGGGCGCGAAAUAGGAGUACGCCAGCUGCUCAUGCUGGAGGAGGACGUGUUGUGCAACCACUGCUUUUACAAGGAGCACGGAGCGGACGACCUGGAGGACGAGCUUGUCUGGACCUUCAGGUUCGUCGUCACCAGGGAGAUAGCGCAGGUCAGGCGCCAUGUGUACGAGGGUUGGCAGACCUGCUUGCGCCUCAUGGGGGAUCAGGACGAGGAAAUGGUGGACGAGGUCUACGAGCACGCUGACCCUGACGUUCCGCGAGCCUACAAGCUGUACAGGGACGAGCCCAAUAUGACCAUGGAGGAACUGGAGGCCGUGACGGCCACAAGGUUCUACAAGUUUGCGGCCGCGGCGAGCGAGAUAAUGCUGUCUGAGCGGUGGGCUCCCACCGCUGGGCUAGGCUGCUUCAUCUGGGCGGCCACGGCUCGCAAUUUCAUUGAACAAUGGCUCUACCUGGAGAAUGCCCUGGCCAGAAUGGAGGCAGGAACCGACUCGCUGUCGGAGUGGGCGCUGGCCAGGCACGGUCCAAGCCUGGAUUGA